AUAAAUACUACUAUACCAUAAACUCCACACUCCAAUUCACACACACACACACACCAAACCAAGCCUCAACCACCAUGUCCUUCUUCCAACAAAGCAUCCUAACAAACCCCGGCUCCAAGUUCGACGAAACCCUAUGGGUCGCCAAAAUCCGAAAAACCCUAGACGAGGAGCUCGAAGAAGAAAUCGAAAUCCCAGUCACAAUCUUCGGAGUUCCAAAGCCCCUAUUGAUAUGUGAUCCAGACUCAUACAUCCCGCAGCAGGUGGCGAUCGGGCCGUACCACCACCUCCGCCUGGAGCUCUACGACAUGGAGCGGUACAAGGUGGCCGCGGCCAAGCGGAUCCAGCGCGAGCUCCACAACGUCAAGCUCCAGACCCUCGUCGACCGCCUCGUCAAACACGACCACCGCAUCCGCGCCUGCUACCACCGCCCCCUCAACUACGGCCCCGAGGCCCUCGCCUGGAUGAUGGCCGUCGACGUCUGCUUCGUCUUCGAGUUCAUCCGCGUCUGCGGCAUCAAGCAGGGGAAGAUCCUCGGCAAGAUCCCCUCCGGCCUCUGCCACCUCAUCGACGCCUCCGGCAACAAAACCGCCCACAACUCCAUCCUCCGAGACCUCCUCAUGCUCGAGAAUCAGAUCCCGUUCUUCGUCAUGAGAAUGCUCUUCGAGCUCCAGUUCGCUUCGAGAGAGACUGCCGAUCUGAAGCUGCUCGCGAUCAUGACGUCGCUCAGCAGCGACCUGUCGCCGUUCAAGCCAGCGGAAAAGCCGGAGACGGCCGCGGUUGGCGAGCACGCGCAUUUACUUGACUUUUUGUACCACUUCAUCGUCCCCAAAUCCGAAACUACGUCGUUUCACACUCACGAAAUUGAAAUCCAAGGCGGCGGAAACAAGGAGGAGGAGAAGACAGAGGAGGAGACGUUCGCGGAGCCGAGCCACCUCCGAAAUCUGGCCGAUCUAGUGUGGAGGAUGCUGUCGAAGCUGAAACGAGGGCCGAUUGAGUUGAUUAAGCGCGUGAUCUUAUCGAAACCCUUGAAAUUAGUCGUAAAACUGCCAUGGACGAUUCUAACAAAAAUCCCCAUAGUGAAAAUGCUGAAAGAGCCGAUCGAAAACGCGUUCCAGACGUUCCACAAGGGGAAGAAGGAAGACGGGGAAGGAGACGAAGAGGCCGGAGCCAGCCAGAAGCCUCCGCUCCUCGAAGAAAUCGCGAUCCCCUCCGUGACUCAGCUGGCCGAGGCCGGAGUCCAGUUCGUUGCAGCGAGCGAGGGAAUCUCCGGCAUCAGAUUCGACAGCAAGACCCUGACGUUCCACGUCCCGGUGAUAAACCUAGACGUGAACUCGGAGGUCGUGCUGAGGAAUCUGGUGGCGUACGAGGCGUGUAGCGCGCCAGGACCGCUGGUGCUGGCGCGGUACGUGGAGCUGAUGAACGGGAUCGUGGACACGGACGUGGACGCGAAGUAUUUAUGCGGGAAGGGGAUAAUUGUGAACCAUCUGAAGAGCGAGAAGGAGGUGGCGGAGAUGUGGAAUGGGAUGAGCAAGUCGGUGAGAUUGACGAAAGUGCCCUCGCUGGAUACGGUGAUUGCGGAUGUGAAUAAGUUUUACAGCGAGAGGUGGAGGGUUAGAAUGGGGAAGUUUAUGAGGGAUUAUGUGUUUGGGUCGUGGAAGAUUCUGACGUUUUUGGCUGCGAUAGCGAUGCUGCUUCUCAUGUUUAUGCAGGCGUUUUGCCAAGUUUAUUCUUGCAGUCGGAUUAUACCGAUUGAAGCUCUUGAGCCACUUGAUCCCAAUGUUAAUCAGUAGAAAAUUUGGUAGGGUUUUUGAGAUAGGAUGUGUAUGGUGUGUUUUAGAGUAACUUUUUUGUUGGGGUGUUUAUGUGUGGUUAUUGUGAUUGGAUAUAACUUUCCAUUAUUUGUCAUCCUUAAUUAUUGGGGGAACACCACAAUGUGGUUGUAAGUAUUCUGCCUUUUUGGUUUGCCAUAUGAUAAAAUGUUUUCUUUUUGUAAA
Molecule: messenger RNA, 1994 nt
Organism: Salvia hispanica
Lineage: Eukaryota; Viridiplantae; Streptophyta; Magnoliopsida; Lamiales; Lamiaceae
Product: putative UPF0481 protein At3g02645
Source: RefSeq, a predicted model, not a curated record